This is a messenger RNA of Aspergillus pseudotamarii, 2916 nucleotides long. RefSeq lists its product as uncharacterized. Gene Ontology annotation, biological process: nucleoside metabolic process. The record is from RefSeq and is a predicted model, not a curated record. Bases 1 to 2916 code for a protein of 971 amino acids. Gene Ontology annotation, molecular function: protein binding; catalytic activity. Lineage: Eukaryota; Fungi; Ascomycota; Eurotiomycetes; Eurotiales; Aspergillaceae. The transcript has 6 exons.
AUGCUCAUUAACUCUCUACUAUUACUAGUACUCGUAGUCGCUUUCACUCUCAGCCUCGCCUCCCUUUACUUGUUAACAUUGCUUUUCUCUCUUCCUCCUCACAUAUUGUCGACUACGCUUGAUAAAGCUACUGCUGCGAAGGCUAUGCUGGAUAUGUUACACCACUUAUUGCCUCAGACAGAAAACGAUUAUAAUAAUUAUGCCCUCGGAAGUAUUAAUGGUCAUAAUAUUGUGGUGGCCUGUUUACCAUCCGGUGUAUAUGGAACAAUAGCCGCCUCAACGGUGAUAUCUCAGCUGUGCUCCACCUUUCCAAGGAUUCAGUUUGGAUUGAUGGUUGGAAUCGGAGGGGGAGUUCCUAGUGCUAGGACUGACAUUCGCCUCGGCGACGUUGUAGUGAGCAGGCCAACGCCUACUUCCUGUGGCCACACAGGCUCUCUCAAUAAACCCCCCCGAGUUUUAUUAACCGCCAUCUCUCAGAUUCAGAGCGAUGAUAUAAUGGGGAACCGACCGGUUCACGACAUAAUAUCGAGUACCUUGCUCAAGAACCAAGCAAUGCAGGAACAGUUCUCUCGACCAGAAGAAGAUCUAUUAUUUCAUGCUCAAUAUACCCACCAGGCGGGCGCCCUAGACUGUUCCAACUGUGAUCGUGGGAAGGUUAUAAAAGAUGCUACUACCCGCGAUACCAUUGCGCAAGAGAGUGGCCUCGGUGUUCUCUGUUUUGAAAUGGAGGCGGCUGGUCUAAUGGACCAGCUACCGUCUCUUGUGAUCCGCGGUAUCUGUGAUUACAGAUAUGCCGCCAUUGUGGCUGCUGCCUCUGCUAAGGCUCUCUUAUCCGUGGUUCCGGUCCACUACCACCAUCAACACAAGCUGAAAUUACGCAAAAUGAAGGGGGAAACCUGGAUGGUUCCUUUCAGAAAGAACCCGCUUUUCAUAGGCCGCGAUUCCGAAAUUGCAGAACUUGAGGGACGCAUUGAGAAUUCGGAGGGACCGUCCAAGGUUGCGAUCUGUGGGUUGGGUGGAGUUGGAAAGAUCCAAAUUGCACUUGAGCUGGCCUAUCGUUUACAGAGCAGGUACUCAGAUUACUCAGUUUUCUGGAUUCCAUGUACGAGCCACGAAAGUAUGGAACAAGCCUACAUGGAUCUGGCACAGAUAUUAGGAAUUUAUAAUAUAAAGCCUGCAGAGGCGAAAAACAGCGUGAAGGCUUAUUUUAGCCAGAGAAAUGGACGAUGGCUUCUAAUCUUUGAUAAUGCGGACGAUAUAGAUAUGUGGAUCCAAAGUUGCACCGGUAACGCCAACCCAGUGCUGGUCGAUUUUCUGCCUCAGAGUGAUCAAGGCCGUAUUCUAUUCACGGCUCGGACUCGGAAGCUAGCUGUAAAGCUGGCGUCCUCUAAUGUGAUAGAUAUUUCCGAGCCCGAUAUAGUAGAAACUGCCACGAAAAUCCUUGGCAGUCUAUUGAUUAAGAAAGGUUUACUUGAUGACAGGAUUGCAACCAAGGCUCUGAUCGAACGGCUAGCCUUUCUUCCUCUUGCAAUAGCCCAAGCAGCGGCAUAUUUCAAUGAAAAUGAUAUUGUGCUUAGGGAAUACGUUACGCUCCUGCAGGAACCGGAGCCAGAGGUGAUUGAGCUGCUGAGCGAAGACUUUGGAGAUGGGGAGCAAUAUAAAUACGCGAAUCUCGUUGCUACUACCUGGUUAAUAUCAUUUCAACAGAUUCAAAGAUUGAACCAGUUAGCAGCAGAGUAUCUAUCAUUUAUGGCAUGUAUAAGUCCCCGCGAUAUCCCACAGUCAUUGCUUCCUUCGGCCAUAUCAAAAAAGGAGAAGGUUGAAGCAAUCGGCCUCCUUAAAGGGUUCUCAUUCAUAAAUGAGCAGGCCGAGGGUCUCCUGAGCCUCCAUCGACUCGUAUAUUAUGCAACUCGAAACUGGAUGAGAAAGAACCAACAGCUUGACCCAUUUAUUCAGAAAGCUGCAGACCAGCUCAGUCUUGUCUUUCCAACUGAAGAGCAUAAUAAUCGAAAAUUGUGGAGACAGUAUCUACCUCACGCUGUAGCAUUGAUUAGUCAACGUGAGUUCUGGAAGCAACAGAAAAUAUGUGCUACAUUGCUCGGAAAGGUCGCGUUGUGUCUGUAUCGGAAUGGAAGAUAUAGUGAAGCAGAAGACCCAGUGUUACGGGCAAUGGACAUCAACAUACAGAUCCUAGGACGGGAAAAUACUUCUACUCUGGAUAGGAUGGCUAGACUUGCAUGGAUAUACAUGAAGCAGGGCCGAUGGAAGGACGCAGAACAACUACAAGUAGACGUGCUGGCGGCUGGUAAGAGAGUUCUAGGACCAAAGAAUCCUGAUACUCUGACCAGUAUGUCUGACUUAGCGUGCACUUACCGUGAGCAAGGUCGAGAGGAAGAAUCAGAAAAACUACAGAUACAGACGCUGGCAGCCCUCAAGGAGACACUAGGACUAGAAAAUGCAGAAAGAAACUCUGACAAGCGCUGGAAAGAAGCAGAGGACCUUGAGCUGCGAGUUAUAAAGCUCCGUAAGCGAGUACUACGUUCAGAUCAUCCAGACACAGUGACUGCCAUGAACAAUAUGGCAAUUAUAUAUGGUGGGCAGGAUAGAUGGACGGAGGCAGAAGAACUUGGGGCACAGGUAAUAGAGGCACGAAAAACCAUCCUUGGUGAAGAACAUCCUGACACUUUGGCAAGCAUAGAUAUUCUGGCGUGGCUGCACUCGGGUCAGAGACGAUGGAGGGAUGCAGAGGAGCUAGAGAUUCAGAUCUUAAAGACCCGCGAGCGUGUACUAGGGCCAGAGCAUCCAGACACAUUGGCCACUAUGCACGAUCUAGCCCUUACUUUGAAAUCUCAACAGAAAGUUAGAGAUGCUUUGGCCUUAAUGGAAAACUGUGUUACGCUCCGGAUAAGGUAUUAG